Gadus morhua (Atlantic cod) is the source of this 1913-nucleotide messenger RNA. RefSeq names its product transmembrane protein 33 (gene tmem33). Lineage: Eukaryota; Metazoa; Chordata; Actinopteri; Gadiformes; Gadidae. Gene Ontology annotation, biological process: endoplasmic reticulum tubular network organization; membrane organization. The transcript is spliced from 8 exons. Bases 146 to 898 code for a protein of 250 amino acids. The record is from RefSeq and is a predicted model, not a curated record. Gene Ontology annotation, cellular component: endoplasmic reticulum; membrane.
UAGUAAUUCCCUUCGGGAUCGAGAGGAGGUCAGCUGAUCGUUUCACCGGAGCACCGUGGGACUCUGAACGCCGUCAUCACGAGCCCACCGGAGGAUCAUUCAUCCGCUUAUUCAGCCCCAAAACAAAGACGUUAAUCCUCCGAAGAUGUCCGACACCGACCAGCAGACCCCGCCCCCGGCCCCACGCACAGGGCCCCUGCAAUUCCUGCUGAGCAACAAGCUGGAGACGGCCAUGUGGCUGUCCCGGCUGUUCACCGUCUACUGCUCCGUCAUGUUCAUCCUGCCGCUGCUUGGGGCGCACGCGGCGGCUAACUUCUACCAGCGCGCCCUGCUGGCCAACGCCCUGACCAGCGCCCUGCGGCUGCAUCAGCGGCUGCCCCACUUCCAGCUGAGCCGGGCCUUCCUGUCCCAGGCGCUUCAGGAGGACAGCUGCCACUACCUGCUGUACUCCCUCAUCCUGGUCAACUCCUACCCCAUCACCAUGAGCAUCUUCCCAGUCUUCCUCUUCUCUCUACUCCACGCCACCACCUACACCAAGAAGGUCCUCGACUCCGUGGGCCCCACCAGCCUCGGCUUCAUAAGGAACUUCCUGGACAAGCUGACGGCCAACCAGCAGAAUAUCCUGAAGUUCAUCGCCUGUAACGAGAUCUUCCUGAUGCCCGCCACCGUCUUCAUGCUCUUCAGUGGUCAGGGCAGUAUGCUGCAGCCCUUCAUCUACUACCGGUUCCUCAGCCUGCGCUACACGUCCAGGAGGAACCCCUACUGCCGCACCCUGUUCACGGAGCUGCGCGUCCUCCUGGAGCACUUCAUCAUGAAGCCCACCUGCCCCGCCUUCUUCAGGAAGAUGUGUCUGAGCAGCAUCGCCUUCGUCAGCCGCCUGGCGCCCACCGGGGUCUGAGCCCCCCCCACCCCCCACCCCCCACCCCCACACUCCUUUGUUUUGGUUUUAAACUUCUUGGGUCGCCCCCCCCGGCCCGCCGAGAGGGACCAGGCUCAAACUCGGGGAGGGGAGGAACAGACGUUACCAUGCCAACAGAAGAAAACGUUCUCUGAAUGUCCACCAAUGUUUUUUUCCCUGCUUCUCCCUCUAUCUCUCUCUCCACGUACGGUUGCCGUCGACGUCCGGCCUGCUAGCACUGAGCCGUCUUGCUGUCUCUUUUUCAUUUUUAUUUUUAUUUUCUGUUUAUAUAAUCUUACACCCGGACUUUCUUCUUUGCUCCUCCCCCCUUCCUCCCCAUGCCCCGCCCCCCCAAUCGGUUGUGACGCCUGGAAGGGCGUGGUCUGUCCCCAGGGUGGGAGGAGCUACGUCGUGCUGAGGCUGUAGCUCCGCCCCUCGGUACCAUGGUCUUAUUUAUGUGAUGUCUGCUGGCCGUGGCCACGGUAGCGCUCUGAGAUUAUUGACGGUUGGGUGGCGUUUUUUUCACACCGCACUCCGAUAGGCCGCAUGGAUGAGGAGGGGGGGGGGGGGGGGGAGAUAUUUCUAUUCAUUUUUUUCUGUAUAACCUUUGGAUUUUAUGAUGUCUUACUACUUGUGCUAUUAAACUUCUAAUAAUUGCCAUUAACUUAAGUUUAGCUGCAUCGGUUGGGGUAGGUAGGUGUGUCUUGAUAAGUAACAUGUAUUUUAAAUUUGAAGGUCUAUUGUACACAAGUUGCGCUGAAUUAUCCACUAUUUCCAUGUUUGGGGUUCCGGGAGUGAAUGUGAGCGGCCAAUCGCAUCGCGGCUGAACCUCCCCGUCUGAACUCUGAUUCGUUCAUCCGCUUCCUGCUAGUGUCGCUUCCUGGAGUACCGCAUGUUCUGAUUUUUUGACAUGUUAAAUGUAUUUAUUUGCGUAUUCAAAAUUCUAUGUUUGUAGAUAGUAAUAAUAAUUCCUUAAAUGAAUAAAAUAUUAAGAUUAAAUAAGAAUGAUUCUGAA